AUGUUCCAGGGGAGGAGCAUCAAGCUUUGGGAUCUGGAAAAGUUCACAAUGAUCGGCACAUUGGAAGGAGACACAUCUGCAGUCAGGUGUCUCCUCUUCAGCCCAGACGGCUCCUGCAUCUUCAGCGGUGCCUCAGACUCUCUGCGGGUGUUUGGCUGGGAGCCCGACCGUUGUUUUGACAUGGUUCCAGUCGGUUGGAGGAAAGUGUCAGACCUGGCUGUCUGUAACCAGCAGCUGAUCGGCGUGUCUCACCAGCUGUCCAAUGUCUCAUCGUACGUAGUCGACUUGAAAAAGGUGAAGACGAGCGUUGGCGCUGUGAUCCAGGGAAUAAUCCAGGACGACAAGCCUCUCACUGAGCCGAUGGAGCCCAGGGCGGCAGCAUUUCGUCGCAGCUAUGAUAGACCCAUAACCUCCUGCACCUCACACAGGGUGAGUCAGCGCUCAGAGGCUGACAGGAGGAGUCCUGAAGGAGAGAGACAAAGUCCGAAUGAAGACGAGGUUGAGGAGAAACACUUAUCAGCAGAGAUUCACAAUGCUGAACAAUACAAAGAGAUCUUCCAGCCGAAGAACGCCAUUUGUACGUAGAGAUGCUUCGUGAC
This is a messenger RNA of Nematolebias whitei (Rio pearlfish), 599 nucleotides long. Its product is annotated as katanin p80 WD40 repeat-containing subunit B1-like. Gene Ontology annotation, biological process: microtubule depolymerization. NCBI's taxonomy places the organism in Eukaryota, Metazoa, Chordata, Actinopteri, Cyprinodontiformes, Rivulidae. The coding region runs from base 1 to 585 and encodes 194 amino acids. The transcript has 5 exons. The record is from RefSeq and is a predicted model, not a curated record. Gene Ontology annotation, molecular function: protein binding. Gene Ontology annotation, cellular component: katanin complex.